AUGGCUCGUAAUUCGGAACCUCACGCAUUGAUCCAAGAAAUACCAGAUGAGCUCUGGAUUGAUAUUUUCAUGUAUCUUACGGAUUCUCUUUCCUCAGUCUUUCUCAAUGUUCCACUCACAUGUAAGAGAUUCUUCCGAAUUAUUUAUCAUAUUGAUGAUAAUUAUAAGGAAUUUUUGGUGAACCAUGCCACUUUCGGUUCUGAUGAUGAUCAUCAUCAAAACACGCAAACUCUUACUGAUAAUCAUGAGAGUCUUGUAGCAAAAGUAGAACGCAAGUUCAACUCCCUUUUUAGAAAAAAAGCAACAACAACCUCUGAUCACGAUACCACGAUAACCACUCAACCAACCAUACUAGAUGAUGACUGGCUACUUUAUCCGGAUUCUACGAGAGUGAAUGAACCCUUGUACAAGUUAUUGCUGCGGCUGUAUAGUUUGAAUAGCUUUGAUGAUGAUCAGACUGAGGAAUCGACCACAACUCAAGGUCACAACAACUUGAAUACGAAAAUGAUGAGAGACUAUGGUUCCUACAGGACUUGUUUUGAAAGGUUCAAAUUAUUUGGUUUUGCAAUGAAUCAUUUACAUUUAUUUAGAAGAGAGCUCUGUUAUACUGGAACCAUGAUCACCAAUUUAGAUGCUUACAAAAACACUACAACAUUCGACAUUCAUCAUUCACUUCCAACUGGAAAUACGAUUGUCAUGACAGAGAAUUUUGGCUCCUCCUCAGCUGGUAUUAAUGUGGUCAAUCGACCCAUGACCUACAAUUCCGGAAUUCAUUAUUUCGAAUUUAUUGUACAUAAGAGCGGUCAAUAUGACAAUUUCUUGAUUGGAAUUUUGUUAACUGAGAAAUUGAAAUUGGAAGAGUGUAAAGAUAAAAUCAAUGAAUCUGGAGAAAAGCUUGUGGAUCGCUUCUUUGAUGUGGAUAUCGAAUAUAAUUUUCAGUUCAGAGACUACCUUGGUUCGUCCAACAAUUUCAGUUUUGCCAUUUAUGAUGAAGGAAAUUGUGUGUAUCACAAAGCUCACUCCACAUAUAAUUGCUCUGAAAGGAAAAAGUAUUGUACAGUCGAUGAGAAUAUUGUGCGCAAUAAGGGAUUUGUGAUUGGUGUUUAUUUUGAUUCGAAGAAUUUCAAGCUUGCCUUUUCGAAAAAUGGAGAGUUUAUUUGUUCGAUGGAUUUUUCACAGAAAAUGGUUGAUCAUCCACGGUUUGAAGCAGGUCAGCUUGCGUUUUAUCCUGCCUUAUCGAUGGGUCAAACCAACGAUGCAUGUACUUUCUCUACAAAACUUUCUCUUCAAAAGUGCAGUGCCAUUAAGAGUGUUGUCAAAGAACUCUUGUUUGAAAAAAAGUAG
This is a messenger RNA of Naegleria lovaniensis, 1344 nucleotides long. RefSeq lists its product as uncharacterized. The transcript has 2 exons. Gene Ontology annotation, molecular function: protein binding. NCBI's taxonomy places the organism in Eukaryota, Heterolobosea, Eutetramitea, Acrasida, Naegleriidae. Bases 1 to 1344 code for a protein of 447 amino acids. The record is from RefSeq and is a predicted model, not a curated record.